This is a messenger RNA of Lactuca virosa, 327 nucleotides long. NCBI's taxonomy places the organism in Eukaryota, Viridiplantae, Streptophyta, Magnoliopsida, Asterales, Asteraceae. The record is from the annotation of a GenBank genome assembly.
AUGGAAGAAGAGAAGAUUUCCUGUUUUCCCCUCUACAAAGCAUCAAUGGCAGGUGAUUGGGAAAAUGCUAAAGACAUUUUGGAGAAACGUAAAGAGAUGGUAAGGUUUAGCAUCAACAGAAACAAUGAAACAGCACUUCACGUUGCUGUGUAUAGAGGAAACACCUUUUUUGUGGAAAAUCUAGUGAGAUUGAUGGAAAACGAGGACUUGGAGCUUCGGAAUAGCAGUUCCAACACUGCUCUAUGUUUAGCAGCUGUAGCUGGACAUGUUAAAGUGGCUGAGAUUCUGGUUAACAAGCACAAGGCCUUGCUCGAUAUUGUUAGGUAA